UUCCAGUCGAUAAAAACUAGUUUGACUUAUCGAGAAACAUCGCACUGGCAUGUGAUCGAAUCGUAAAGUCAGGUUUUCAAGGAAAACUCUCUCGCGCUAGAUACACACGUAACCUUUAAAUCUCCAAGGUUUUUCUUCUUUACGUUGACUUUUGAGUAACUCGAACAUUUAAUUCAAACCGAUCGAAACGAUGCGAAAAACGAUAACGCGAAGGACUUGCGCCUGCUUUUCUGACGAUACUUGAGAAAAGCUGGACGGUGAUUGGCCACCGCGUUGCCGCGUCCUGUGUGCAGGUGUCCCAAGGUAGCUGGCGACACGAUCAGAAUGCUGCACCGUACUCCCGUAUGUGUCGCACUCGCUCGUGGUUCAUUCGCGUGCUGUUAGAACAACGCGAGCAACGUGAUCGGUGGUUCGUCGACGUGAUGACGUCAGAUCACGAACCAUAGGCCGAGAACGCGAGUUUAAAGCCGAGUAGGGCGUGAAAUCGUGCGUUCUUUCGUCGUCGGAUGGAAGUAUGUGCAAAUAGCGGUGCGCGCGUACGUUUUAUCUACGGGAUAAUUAUGUUCGGUGCUGUUUCAACGUGAUCGACAGUGAAUAGUGUAUCAUGUUCCGCUGCAUUCCGAUUUUUAAAGGGUGUAACAGGCAGGUGGAAUACGUUGACAAGCGUCACUGCUCACUGCCGUGCGUCCCCGACGAUGUCCUGCGAUACUCGCGGAGUCUGGAGGAGCUCCUGCUCGACGCGAAUCACAUUCGCGAUUUGCCGAAAAAUUUCUUUCGACUUCAGAGGCUACGGAAACUCGGCUUGAGUGACAAUGAGAUACAUCAUUUGCCGCCGGACAUCCAGAAUUUCGAGAAUCUCGUGGAGCUGGACGUGUCCAGAAACGAUAUAGAACACAUUCCUGAUGACAUCAAGAAUUUACGGGCGCUACAGGUGGCGGAUUUCAGCAGCAAUCCUAUUCCAAGCCUUCCAGCAGGAUUUGUACAACUGAGAAAUCUAACUGUACUUGGGCUUAAUGAUAUGUCCCUUACGAACUUGCCACCUGAUUUUGGAAGUUUGGAGGCGUUACAGUCACUGGAAUUAAGAGAAAAUUUGCUCAAAUCUUUGCCUGAAUCGCUCUCCCAGCUUUCCAAACUUGAACGACUGGAUCUCGGUGAUAAUGAGAUCGAGGAAUUACCUGCACAUAUCGGAAGAUUACCAGCGCUACAGGAAUUGUGGCUUGAUCAUAAUCAGCUGCAACACUUGCCACGUCAAAUAGGCGAUCUCAAAACACUAGCGUGCUUAGAUGUUUCGGAAAAUCGUUUAGAAGAUCUUCCUAACGAGAUUGGUGGUCUCGAAUCAUUGACAGACUUACAUUUAUCACAGAACGUUAUCGAAAACUUACCCGACGGACUUGGUGAACUGAGGAAGCUAACUAUACUCAAAGUAGAUCAAAAUAGACUUUCUACUUUAAAUCCAGCUAUAGGAAAGUGCGAGAAUUUGCAAGAGUUAAUUCUUACGGAGAAUUUUCUUUUAGAGCUGCCAAUAUCUCUAGGCAAUCUUCACAAUUUAAAUAAUUUAAAUGUUGAUAGGAAUAGCCUGCAAUCUUUACCGUUAGAAAUUGGAAACCUGAAAAAGUUGGGUGUACUGUCCUUAAGAGACAAUAAAUUACAAUAUCUUCCAGCUGAAGUAGGGCAAUGUAAUGCCCUGCAUGUCCUGGAUGUAUCUGGCAAUAGGUUACAUUAUUUACCAUACUCUUUAAUUAAUCUGAAUCUAAAGGCGGUAUGGUUGAGCGAAAAUCAGGCGCAACCAAUGCUGACGUUUCAAACGGACGUCGACGAGGAAACUGGACAGGAAGUAUUGACGUGUUUCCUUCUGCCACAAUUGGAAUUCCAUCCUGAUGAUUCAAGUAGAUUGGGAAUGCUGGUCGGUAUGAGAAAUAUUCCAGGGUGCGAAAUGCGUGAGUUGGCAAGUAGCGAUGACGAAGGCUGGCAGGAGAGAGAAGCAUCGCGUACGCACUCGGUGAAAUUCACGGAUGAGCCGCCGGAGAUCGACAAGGAGAACGCGAGAGCUGAAAAUUCUGUUUCGGAAUUGAAAGAGAAAGAAGAGGAAGAGGUGUUCGAAACUGAAGAGAAGCACGUUGAAUUCGACAUCGCAGAGGACGGAAGUAAGGAAGACGCUUCCGAUCCCGAUAAGCCCAAUAAACUUCAGCGUAGAGACACUCCGCAUCAUCUGAAAAAUAAACGCAUCAAUACGGCGGUUGAUAAAGAGAAAGUUGCCUCCAUUAUUGCACAGGUGCUUAUGAAGAAAGCUGAUGAGCCUCCUGCACCUGUUCCACCGCAAGUAGAACCUACGGAAACAUACGACACACACAAUCAAGAUGCAACGUCCGACAUUGAACCAGCAGUGGAAAUACGAGAGGAGCAAUAUGAAAUUCACAUAGAGAGGACGGCAGGUAGCGGACUAGGGCUGUCGAUAGCUGGCGGUUUCGGAUCGACGCCUUUCAAAGGCGAUGACGAAGGCAUUUUUAUUUCAAAAGUUACCGAAGGUGGACCUGCAGACUUGGCUGGUCUGAGGGUAGGAGAUAAAGUAAUAUCUGUGAAUGGAAUAUCAGUUGUGAAUGUAGAACAUUACGCUGCCGUGGAAGUAUUGAAAGCAUGCGGACGUGUCCUCGUGUUGGUUGUCAUAAGAGAAGUCACAAGGAUAAUCCCACCGUACGAGACGUCGACGAGAAAAGAUUCCGUGUGCUCCAGCUUGAGCACAAGUAGAGCACCAAGUGCAACGUCCUACGUCUCAUCUACAGCGUUGUCACACACUUUAGAAAAUGGCGACACAUCUUUGCCUCAUGAAAGUGUGAAGACGAAAAAGAUUCCCGAGCCUAUAACCGCUAUAAAAGCGAACAGUGAGCCCAUAGUGUCCGUACUUUUUCAUACGACGUUGAUUCGAGAUCAGAAUGGAUUGGGAUUCAGCAUCGCCGGUGGAGAAGGUUCACCGCCAUUUAAGGAUAACAACGACGCGAUAUUUAUUUCGAGAAUUACGGACGGUGGAGUUGCCCAGAAAGACGGGAAAUUGUUAGUUGGUGACAAAGUAAUAUCCAUUAAUGGAGCAGAUAUGAGAGGAGCGAAGCACGAACAAGCGGUAGCUUUACUCACUGGCUUGGAAAGAUUCGUUCGAUUAGUAGUCGAGCGGGAAAUACCAUUUUCUCAAGCAAAUCCUGCCACCGUCGUGACUCCUUCCGAGAAAUCGCCACGCGUCAUAGGGACACCGAAACCUUACACGGGUCUGUACAGUGCUAACAGUUACAUGGCGAACAGACCUGGAUAUGGUGGAUACCGUCGGUCUAUGGAUGCCGAUAAAGCUUUGUCACCAAGUCCUACCUCGAAAACGCCACCAUCUCCUUCGUCGUUACCCGCAGAUUCCGAUAUCGCUAACGACACGCCGAAAAUGAACGGCGUAACCGAAACGGGAAACAUGCAGAAGACCGUUCCGUCGACAAGUCCCGGUCCGGUAAUUAAUCAGGCGCAUCCGCAGCCAGCACCAAGGCACAGCGUCUCGCAGACGAGUACCACGCCCACGAGUAACGCUGGUUCCGCAACUGCGACUUCCGAGCCUAGACCGGCGUCCCCGCAGGAGGACAUACAGGUACCGAAGCCAAUCACCAACGAGGAAUUUCAAGCUAUGAUCCCCGCUCAUUUCCUUCGACCUCCAAAAUCCUCGCCUUCGCCAGACUCCAAUCAGGGCCCCAUUGUGACAGUCACGAUAAAGCAGCCAGAGACUUUGCCUGGAGAUGUUAGUUUUCCUCCGGCCCCCACCACACUCGGCAAAGUUACCGAGAGCAUCACAAAGAGCACCCUCACCGAGACCGUCGUAACUAGAGUGACCGACAACCAGUUGGUGCAACCACUUAUUAUCGAGGAUGUUGUUCUCGUGAAAGAAGGUUCUUUGGGAUUCAGUAUCAUAGGUGGUACCGAUCACUCGUGUACACCGUUUGGUGCGAAAGAACCAGGAAUUUUUAUAUCACACGUUGUUCCUGGUGGCAUAGCAGCCAAGUCUGGAAAAUUGAGAAUGGGUGAUAGGAUAUUAAAGGUAAACGGUACGGACGUGACGAAGGCUACUCAUCAGGAAGCAGUAAUGGAGCUUUUAAGACCAGGAGAUCAGAUCGUGCUUACCAUUCAACAUGACCCGCUUCCAGAAAAUUAUCAGCUGGUCGAAAUAGAGUACAUCCCUGUGACAGAAUUAGUGAUAACGAAAGAAGCUGGUGAGAAGCUUGGUAUGCAUAUUAAGGGCGGACGAAGAGGGCAGAAGGGCAAUCCGCUUGAUCAUUCUGAUGAGGGCGUUUUUAUAUCAAAAAUUAAUUCGGGUGGUGCAGCGAAAAGAGAUGGACGACUCAAGGUUGGUAUGAGGCUACUGGAAGUCAAUGGUACAUCGUUAUUAGGUGCGACGCAUCAAGAAGCUGUCAAUAUACUUCGGUGCUCAGGGAAUACGAUUACCUUAGUUGUGUGUAAGGGUUAUGAUAAAAGUGAAAUGGAACCAAUAUUGCCGAUGUCUGACGGAGAUCCCAAGGAAGCGGAAGAGUCUCACGAGUCUAGGGAUCCGGCCGCAGACGGUACCAAGUCCUCGUCGCAAAGCGUGUCUAGCUUAGAUCGAGACGACGAGGAAGCUGCGAUCCUCAGGCAAGAGCAAGAGAUGAAGGCUGAGCUCGUUGCUUGGGAACAGGAGGAACGAGAACGAGCGCUCGUAGAGCAAAGGGAGAAAUCUACACCCGAAAAAGUAUUGGACGUUGUACGAGCAGCAGAAUCACUAGUGAGCAAAUCGAAUAGUCCUGUCGACAUGGUUGUACCACCAAAGUCACCCGGGGGUACCAAGGAUCUCAAAACUACCACCAUUGUCAUGAGUAAACAUACGUUAGCAACACAAAAUCCCAAUUCGAGGACGAAUGAGACAUCUGGAACGUCGAAGGAUUUUUCCUUGUCAAAAUCGUCCACAAUCCCUACUCCCGCUAGAGCAGCGCAUAUUGAACGUUGCAGUACUUCCAUGCAUACCUUGCCCUCUCCGAAAAAGAAAUCUUUGCCAAAGCGCAGUAUCACAUUUGCUGAUUUGCCAACGAAUUUAAAAAAACGUUCAGAUUAUCCGUACCGUGACGAGCCCACGGUGACCGAAGAACAACCGAUUCAGCCGUUGCAGGAAACAUUUACUUACCCUUCGCGAGUCACGUCCUAUGAAACACCUGUACCUGCACGUUUCCCACUUCCCCCGACGCCUCUAACUGCUCCCGAAUGCUGGGGAGACACUUCGGCUUCCUUUAACAAGCGACAGAUAGCACGCUCUGUUGAUGGGAAUCGGGUUGAGCAAUCUCCAACUUCAUCUCCGACGCCACCGUUGACAAAAAUGUCAGUCAGCGAUAAAAAGAAGUUAUUUGAGAGUGCCAUGGAAGAACAUAUGAAACCAUCGCCUAAAUCAGAUAAAAUAUUUAGUUUUCUAAGUCAGGAUGAGGUAGAAAAAAUGAGACAAGAGGAAGAAAAAAAGAUAGCAACAUUGACGCGAGACGAGCUCAAGUCAUGGGCGCAACUUGACGAAAACGAAGGUCUCGAAGAUUUGGACACGAUGAUAGAUGAUCAGGAUAAUGGACGACCUAAUAGCCGACUGAGCUCGCGAACUUCGAUCCCUCUUAUCCAGAAUGUUCCCAGCAGCGUGAGGACAGCAAAAGCGGAACGUCGUUUGAAAGAACGAUUAAUACAAGAGGGCCUUAUAUCGGAUGAAGAUGAAGAACAUCUUUUAAGUCCGGCCGAACAGCGAGCGCUUAGAGCAGAAAAGCGUGCAGCUUGGCGACAAGCGCGUCUUAAAUCUCUUGAGCAGGAUGCACUUCAGGCACAAAUGGUGAUUAAAAAGAUGAGCGAAAUAAUGGAUACUAACAAAGCUGAAGAUACACGCGGUACCGCGGAACUUGCUGAAUCCACCGAUCCCACUUCCGAUCAAGAGAAGGCGGUCGAAUUUACUACGUUACGGCCGUCUAGUGCAGAUUUUCCUAAGCUCGCUGUGCGCAGUAAAGUGGGCCCCCCUAAAGAGAUACGCGAAUCCGAGAAAGUAGUGGAUGAGAAGGUCACUCGGCGUACCGAGGAAUACCUAGACGAAGUAACGGGCGAACGUCGUGUACGAACUGUCGAAUACGUCGAGAAGCUCAUUGAGCGUCAGGUGGAAACUUUGAGAGAAAAAAUUAUAUCUUUGGAAUUGAGCAAUGCGGAGGACGACGUGGAGAGCAUAACCGGCACCGGCGCGAGUGAUGCCGAGAGCGAAAGCGAGGAUAUUACGGGACAAGAUACAAGUACCGUUGAUGCAGGUACCGUGGAGGAGAAAAUAGAUUCUCAUGACACAACCGACGUGACCGAAAACGUUACGUCCGCUAAAACAAACCCGAACAUUACUGUCGCGUCCACGAAGAAAAAGAAACGAAAGCGAUCGAAAAAAGGUCGCCACUGAUAAGAGAUGUGCGUUUCAUCGAAUAGGUGUAAAACAUUGAUGUUAAAUAUAUAUACUUUAUAAGAGUCAGUGGAAUUUCUAUUUCAAUACUUGGUUGCGUUUCAUAUGAAUUUAUCAUGUAAUAAUAUUUUAUAUAAAAAAAUAUGUAUAUGCAUACAUAUAUAUUACAUAAGCAUAAAAUAUAUGCAUACACAUGUAGACACACGCGCGCGCGCGCGCGCGCUCGAGUAUAUAUCUGAGGAUGAAAUCGCAGGAAACUACAGCAUUUACAUUAUAAUGCCGCUUGUAACUGUUUCACAUAGACGUUAUCUUCUUUACUUUUUUAUAGUACGUUCUCCAAGUUUUUAUUUUAAUAUAUACGGAAUACAUCAAUGAUAUAUGACUCUUGUAUAGUUUCUACAUGCUAAUUAAACAUGUAGAUAUAAUGGAAGUAUUAAUGAAACAAAAGACAGAGUUUAUGCAUGAUAAAAAUCAUGCUUCCAUGCAUUUUCCCGUCUAACUCUGAGAAUAUAAUCUUGUAAUAAUUUUUUUAAACAAAACAUACACAUUAAGAAUGUGAUAAAGCUAUGCAAUUAUGAUCAUACGUUACAUUCGUGAAGUUCUUAUGAUUAUGUUUUAUAAUGUGUGCAUUAUAACAAUUUAUAACGUCCGUAUCUUAUGCUGGUUAUUUAUAUUCAUUGCCACAUGAUAAAGCGUAUUUUAAAAUUGUUAUUUCCAUAAUAACCUUGAUAAUAUUGUGUAAAGUGCAUUAUAUAAUAAUUGACUAAUGCAGGAGGAGAGAUAAUGUGUAAGUUAUAGACUUUAGAUUGGUCUUGGUCUAUCUCUUUGUAGAAUAUUUUAUUUAUUUGAAUUUAAUAUACAUUUGUGCGCGAAGAUAUUCUGACCUGUAAAACGCAUCACAUUCUAAAACGAUUCGGUAUUAUACAGUGAGAUAAGAGGACGCCAAGUUUCAAGAUUUAUUUUAAUGCAAAUUAUCGGCAUUAAACAAAGAGCGAUUAUAAUUAGUGCAAGCGUGGACUUUUUUUAUAGUCGAUGAUCCUGACACUGUAAUCAGAACAGAUAUUGCAUUUGAAUGUUAAGACAUCACACACUUUACACAUAUAAUUCGUUAUUUAUAAUAUAUUCAUACAUAUGUAAUAUUAAUAUUGUUUUUUAGAUUUAAGAAUUUUAUUUUAUACCAAGUAUUUACAUCAUUUUUCAACUCCCAAAACAACAUACGAUGAGAAAUACAUAUUUAUUCGAUAGAUAAUGUGGCUAGACAUGAAGUUUUUAAUGAAUGUAAAUAAGCGAAACUCUCUAGAUGAAAUUGCGAUAAUCUGCGAUUUAUAAAGUGCGAUUAAGAAUGAGGGACCAAUGAAUGAAGUUAAGCGAGCUCGUCGAUAUCACUAUAUAUUUGUAGCAAAAGCACGUUAAUGGCACUAUACCGAUAGACUUUGGAUGUUGGUCAGUUAAAACUUCGUCCAACGCGUUAAUGCGUCAUGUACGAAUAUAGAGCUAAGAACAAACAAAAAGAAUCAGUUUAUCAAGUUUGAACAAUUGAACUGUUCCGUCUUUAUCUCCUCUCUCUUUGUCCGGCAUCUAAGUUUUGAUAUUGCAAUAUUCAUUGUCCGAAUCAAUAAUGACAUCCGAUUAUUAAUGUUAUUAGUAAAAGUGCCAAUGUUAGUAUUGUUUCACAUAGAUUUAUAUAUCUCACGUUAAAUAUCUAUUAUCACACAAAAUAUAUAUAUCGUACGUUUCACUUGCUCGCUGCCUCUUUCCUCAACUUUGGUUUUAUAGCAUAAUGUGCAUAACGAAAAUUCUAUUAAAUCAUGUUCAGGAGAUAGCAAAUAUUAAUCUAUUUAUUAGUAUGGUUAUUUUAAGUUGUAUCCGUACGAGAUACGAUUCUUGCCUGCUAAGAAUUCAGAAUCGACGUUUAAAUACUACACUUAGUUUGAAAUAAUAAAAUGUCCUAAUUUUGCAAUUUGUUCAAAUAUUGUCAAAUAUGGUUACAUUGUAUUGUUGGAAUACAUUUUAAAAUGAUGAAAGAAUCUUCCUACGAUCAUUCUUUCAUUUACAUAAAAAUUAUAGUGAAUCUUGAGGAACGGGACAUCUAUAUACACAUGCACGACAUAAAACGAAAUAGAUUAGUGAACAAAGUAUAUCAUCGAUUAAAAUAAUUGUGCAGAAGACGCGAAGAACCUUAAGUUGUUUUAAUUUAAUUAAAUCUUAUAAUUAAAAUAAUAUUAAAUCUUAAUACAUAGAAAGAAAUCUCUAUCUUUUAUUUAGAGUAAUAAGAGAGAACGAAGUGUUCUCUCUUCAUGAAUAACAUUCUCUCAUAAAUCAUGUUAUCAUAGCUGUUCGUGCGAAUGAAAAAUUCUCUUAUAAUUACCGUUAUUGUUUAUAACUAUAUUUUGUAUUACUUUUUCGUAAAUCCGUUCUACAAAUCUCUAUACGAGUCUAUAAACAAUAAGAAACAAUAAAUGUAUGUCUCUCAAAAUACUUAUGCCAAUUCUAAGAUUAAAAAAGAAUAUGGAGAUUA
Messenger RNA from Ooceraea biroi (clonal raider ant), 8972 nucleotides. It is a transcript of the gene scrib, whose product is annotated as scribble planar cell polarity protein. Gene Ontology annotation, cellular component: adherens junction; basolateral plasma membrane; postsynaptic membrane. Lineage: Eukaryota; Metazoa; Arthropoda; Insecta; Hymenoptera; Formicidae. The record is from RefSeq and is a predicted model, not a curated record. Gene Ontology annotation, biological process: embryo development; cell-cell adhesion; neurotransmitter receptor transport postsynaptic membrane to endosome. Gene Ontology annotation, molecular function: protein kinase binding.